Messenger RNA from Tuber melanosporum (Perigord truffle), 1420 nucleotides. RefSeq lists its product as uncharacterized. Gene Ontology annotation, cellular component: membrane. The coding region runs from base 1 to 1269 and encodes 422 amino acids. The record is from RefSeq and is a predicted model, not a curated record. The transcript has 5 exons. NCBI's taxonomy places the organism in Eukaryota, Fungi, Ascomycota, Pezizomycetes, Pezizales, Tuberaceae.
AUGGGGAAUGGCAGCGUUAUUAAUUGGAGUCUUUAUGCUGGCCUUCCUAUCCCUCUGUACGGCCCCAACCCUACCAGGCUGGCAACAUCUACUGACAGCCCGUGCAAUGCGGAAUCCAAGUCUGGGGCGUCCUUAGUAGACUUCGACUCCCCAACCCACGAAACCGCACUCAUCGGUCCAGCAGUUCUCCGCGCCGCCGAAAGCCAGAAUGCUCUCCGGCAGCCACAUUUAGGGUACAUCGUCAAAUCCCCGGACGAAUACCCCGGUGGGGAAACGCAAGUUCGCAAAGUUGUGUACGAGCAAAAGCACUGGGCUGCCAUAUCCAUAACUAGCAAUGCAACAGCGAGGUUGGAAAAUGCGCUGAGGAGCGGGGAUGAAGGCUUUGAUCCGGACUCCCUUGCCGAGAUUGUCUUUGUAGAGGCAAGGGAGGAGAGCGUCACCAGAAAUUAUUUGGUCCCCCGUUUGGACGACCUCAAGGGUGAAGUCGUGCGUGGGUUUUCGGAAGUCUGGAUACCGAGGGUUGUGCGCGAGGAAGGAUUGAGGAGGAAUAUGGCCAGGGUGCCUUUGGCAGUGAAUCCUGGGUUUGGAUUCCGUAUGACAAAUUUGAGGCCAUUUGAUGUGCCAGCUGCUAUCCCGGCGGUUAGUGUUGGGUUGUUAUGUAUUCCUCCCCUCGCCCUCACCCUCCCUCUCGGCAUGUUGAAGCGGAGGAAUAAUGUUGACGGCGCGGACAGACUUGCUUUCAUAAUCCCCAGAGACGGUAAUUCUCACGCCCACAUCUUCACGAACGAUCACUCACCACAUAAUAAGACAUCCCCCCCCUGUCCCUCCCCCAAUGGCUCGUCUGGCGCCUUACGGCAACCAAGCAACUAUAACUUCCCAAUCUAUUGGAUGCUAAACUGGGUCGGGAUGUCGGCGCUCGGCCUCGCUUCCGAGAACAUGUCCAUGGUCCUGGGCCCGCCGUGGUUUGCCCUGUGGCUGAUAUUCUGGGCCAUCACGAACGUCGCGACGUCCUUCUACCCGCUCGUCCUCGCACCCGGGAUUUACAGAUUCGGGUAUGCGUGGCCGUUGCAUAACAUUGUGGCGGCCAGUCGGAGUAUUGUAUUUGAUGUUAGGAAUGAGAUUGGAAGGAACUUUGGAGUGCUGUUCGCUUGGGUUUGUGUUAGUGUCUUGCUGUUCCCGGUUUGUACGCUGAUCGCUAGGAGGAGGGCUGAGCGGGGGAGGAUGGACGAGGUGGGGGUUAGGAAGGAAGGGAAUGAGGUGCCUAGGUAGGUUGGGGGCUUCACGGGGACGGGCGAUGGAAGGUAAAUUUGGUACGUUACACUUUGGUAGACUUUUGGUUGUGUCAUAUAACUUGGAGGACCACUGGUCCAAAGACGAAUGUGGGAUAAAUACAGCAGGUGAGGGAAGGGACGCUACUAUA